AUGAGUCACCGCAAGUUCGAGGCUCCCCGCCACGGCUCCCUGGCUUUCCUGCCCAGGAAGCGUGCCGCCCGUCACCGUGGCAAGGUCAAGUCCUUCCCCAAGGAUGACCCCAAGAAGCCCGUGCACCUGACCGCCGCCAUGGGCUACAAGGCCGGCAUGACCACGAUCGUUCGUGACCUCGACCGACCCGGCGCGAAGGCCAACAAGAAGGAGGUCGUGGAGGCCGUCACGGUCGUCGAUACACCACCAAUGAUCGUUGUUGGUCUCGUUGGUUACAUCGAAACCCCCCGCGGCUUGCGCUCCCUCACCACCGUGUGGGCUGAGCACUUGUCCGACGAGGUCAAGCGCCGCUUCUACAAGAACUGGUACAAGAGCAAGAAGAAGGCCUUCACCAAGUACGCCAAGAAGCACAGCGAGUCGAGCGGCGCCAGCAUCACCCGCGAGCUCGAGCGCAUCAAGAAGUACUGCACCGUCGUGCGAGUCCUCGCCCACACCCAGAUCCGCAAGACGCCCCUCAAGCAGAAGAAGGCCCACCUCAUGGAGAUCCAGAUCAACGGCGGCAGCGUCGCCGACAAGGUCUCCUUUGGCCAGGACCUCUUCGAGAAGCCCGUCUCCAUUGACACCAUCUUUGAGCAGGACGAGAUGAUCGACGUCAUCGCCGUCACCAAGGGCCACGGCUUCAACGGCGUUACUGCCCGUUGGGGCACCAAGAAGCUUCCCCGAAAGACGCACAAGGGUCUGCGAAAGGUUGCUUGUAUCGGUGCCUGGCAUCCUUCCCACGUCCAGUGGACCGUUGCCCGUGCUGGUCAGAUGGGAUACCACCACCGUACCUCGGUCAACCACAAGGUUUACCGCAUUGGCAAGGGUGACGCCGAGGACAGCGCCUCGACCGAGAUUGACGUGACCAAGAAGAAGAUUACUCCUCUGGGUGGUUUCGUUCGCUAUGGUGAGGUCAACAACGACUUCGUCAUGGUCAAGGGCUCCAUCCCUGGUGUCAAGAAGCGUGUCAUGACUCUCCGCAAGUCCAUGUUCACCCACACAUCCCGCCGUGCCCUCGAGAAGAUCAACCUCAAAUGGAUCGAUACCUCCUCCGAGUUCGGUCACGGUGCUUUCCAGACCCCCGCAGAGAAGAAGCAGUAUCAGGGUACCCUCAAGAAGGAUCUGGCCUCCGCAUAA
This is a messenger RNA of Metarhizium brunneum ARSEF 3297, 1176 nucleotides long. RefSeq names its product 60S ribosomal protein uL3 (gene rpl-3). Gene Ontology annotation, molecular function: structural constituent of ribosome; RNA binding. Gene Ontology annotation, cellular component: ribosome; cytosolic large ribosomal subunit. Gene Ontology annotation, biological process: translation. The record is from RefSeq and is a predicted model, not a curated record. NCBI's taxonomy places the organism in Eukaryota, Fungi, Ascomycota, Sordariomycetes, Hypocreales, Clavicipitaceae.